AUGAAAGGAAAAACAAAACAAACAAAACAAAUACUACAUGACUUAAAAGAAAGAUUUGGUGAAGGACCUUAUGAGGUUAUGAUUGCUGGUACAUUUGAUUUAAUUCAUCCAGGACAUAUUCAUUUUAUACAAGAAGCUGCUCAAUUUGGAAGAGUAAUUGUUAUUAUUGCACGUGACAGUGUUGUUAAAAGAAUAAAACAAAGAGAAACAGUAUUAGAUGAGAAAAUGAGACAAAGUAUUGUUGAAGGAAUAAAAGGAGUGAGUGAAGUAGUUUUAGGAUGUGAGAAUGGGAAUUGGUAUGAGCCAAUUUUAAAAAGAAAUCCACAUUUAUUUUUAAUGGGAUUUAAUCAACCUGGAGAUUUGUUUCGUUUUGAGAAAGUAAUUCAUGAAAAAGGAGGAAGAACAAUAUUUAGAAGGUCAAAUUCAAUGGAAAAGUCAUAUUCUUUACAAUCAUCUUCUCAAAUACGGAGAAGAGUAAUAGAAAUAGUAAAUAACAAAAUACAAUAA
Entamoeba histolytica HM-1:IMSS is the source of this 507-nucleotide messenger RNA. RefSeq names its product cytidylyltransferase, putative. Gene Ontology annotation, molecular function: catalytic activity. Gene Ontology annotation, biological process: biosynthetic process. The record is from RefSeq and is a predicted model, not a curated record. Lineage: Eukaryota; Evosea; Mastigamoebida; Endamoebidae. Bases 1 to 507 code for a protein of 168 amino acids. The transcript has a single exon.